Cryptotermes secundus is the source of this 2354-nucleotide messenger RNA. Its product is annotated as transcriptional regulator ERG homolog. Bases 14 to 805 code for a protein of 263 amino acids. The record is from RefSeq and is a predicted model, not a curated record. Lineage: Eukaryota; Metazoa; Arthropoda; Insecta; Blattodea; Kalotermitidae. The transcript is spliced from 7 exons. Gene Ontology annotation, biological process: regulation of transcription by RNA polymerase II; cell differentiation. Gene Ontology annotation, cellular component: nucleus. Gene Ontology annotation, molecular function: DNA-binding transcription factor activity, RNA polymerase II-specific; sequence-specific DNA binding.
GUCACAGUGAACAAUGUUGGACAUUAAGACGUCGGCUGACUACCUCAGCAGAACAGGAACCUUCACCAAUUUCUCCAUGCUGUUUGCCGACACAUCCUACAAGGGGUCAUGGAGCUCCCACGCCGCAUCCCAGACACAAGGUUAUGCAACCAACACUCUCAGCGGAAUGUCGAAGACUUCGCUAGAUCCACACACCCACCUGAGACAGCCAGAUCCCUACCAAAUGUUCGGUCCCACCAGCAGUCGAUUGGCAAGCUCAGGCUCAGGACAGAUCCAGCUGUGGCAGUUCUUGCUGGAGCUACUGUCCGACUCGUCCAACGCAAACUGCAUUACGUGGGAAGGAACGAACGGGGAGUUCAAGCUCACAGACCCCGACGAAGUAGCUCGGCGCUGGGGUGAGCGCAAGUCCAAACCCAAUAUGAACUAUGACAAGCUGAGUAGGGCGCUCAGGUAUUACUAUGACAAGAACAUCAUGACCAAGGUACACGGGAAGCGAUAUGCCUACAAGUUCGACUUCCAGGGACUGGCGGCGGCGACGCAGCCCGCCACAGCGGACCCAGCUGCCUACAAGUACCAGUCCGACCUGUUCAUGUCCAGCUAUCAUCAUUCCACAAAGCUGAACUUCAUGAGUCCACAUGCAGGCAUCCCCUCGUCGUCAGCCAGCAUCUUCCCUUCGCCGACGUCCUACUGGACCAACCCAAGCGCCAACCUCUACUCCAACAUCGCGGCGGCGUCCAGCCACUCGAUGACGCACCACCCGAGUCAUGUGACGUCACACCUCGGCUCAUACCCGCACUAUGCAUGACCAGACCCCGGCUGGACCAGAGAGUACAGGCGGCUGGCUAUGUAAACACGUGUACAGAGUAUAGGAGAAAGAAAAUAGCUCUUUCUUGCCAGAUCAUGAGAGUCUGCUCUAAGGAGUACUUUGAAAUCGGCCAUGACUUGUCUCUCUUCCGUCUAUCAGAAUCAUCCUUCAUUUCAUGCUACACGAUUUCCGAAGUUGAUUCAGCGUCGUUAACUUAUGAAUCAAUAAAUUGCACAAACAUGCACAAAUGUCGGGACUUAACAGUGAGACUGCCGAGCUUUGUAGUUAUGGCAAGAACUGCCUGUUUUCCUUCUCACCCACUCACUCAGUAUAUGUUGUGUAUUCAGCACACCGACAUUUCGUUAGGUACUUGUGACACAGUCUGCAAUACACAUACUAAGAUAUGAGCGUUCCCUUUAAUAAAAACAGAAUGAAGGAAAUAAGUAAAUCUCGGACGUAAUUUAAAUAAUAUAAAUCACUAUAUAAUUCUUGUGGCCCAGCCUGUAGUGACAGGAGCUGAACAUUAAUCAAUAAAUUAUUCUUGGUGGGAAUUUCUAGGAAGUGAAGCUGAGUACAGGCCUCUGGAUCGAGCUUGUGUCCAGCCUGUAGAAAAAGAGGCUGAUAUUCUUUCAUAAUAUUCCUUUAUCCGUUGUAGGAAUCAGUACAUUGUAUCUGGAUACCGUACUGCUCUAAUUAUAAGAAGCAGUUGUAAUAUGAAAUGACAUUUAGAACGUCAUGAAAAAUAGGGACAAACAUGUCAUACGUGUUUAACAAAUGAACAAGGCAGUGAAAAUAAUUAGUUUUAAUUUACUGCAACACACUGAGACUGCGCCUACUUACUUUGCCUAUGCACUUCCUGAGUUGCAAUUUUAUUUGUGAUUGAAGUAUUUGUUCCAGACUUGAUUUUAUUUAUAGAGACAAAUAUGCUUCUCCUAACAUGAAGGAAAUCUAGUUUCAGUUUAGUCAAUUAUGCUGGAUUAGAUAUAUUUUCCUUAUAUUUUCUAGUUUACUUUAAAUUAUAAGUGUUUUAUAGGCCUGGAGAAUCGAUAUGGUUGUGUUGUUGAAAGGAAGAUUAAUUUUAUCUGAAUCUAAUAUGAGAUUUUAUUUAAUUUAGGUCCUGUGUUGGCAGUUUUGGUUCGUGUAACACUUUCACCACAGAUUAUUCUUAUUGAUUGUUCUUACAUUGUGUUCUGCCACUGGUCAUGUUCUUCUAAUUGUACAUAUAUCUAGCCGGUAUUAGGCCAGCUGUUGUGCUGGGCGUCUGCAAGGGAGGGGUUGAGAGCUGAAUCCUUGUUAUUAAGUUGCAGCUCCAGGUUUUCAGUCCUGAAACACUGCAUGUAGCAUUGCCUGCUCUUUCAAAUCCACUGGUACAGUGGACUCACCGGCUCGUUCAGCUGCAGAACAUAUGCUUCCAGGCUAGUUGUUUGGCCCAGCCAUAUAAUUCGAAGGAGCACAGAAAAAUUCCGUGCAAUAUGAUACUAAAAACUUAACUGCGUGUUAAUAUAUAACAUAUUGUAUAGCAAGUGUCACGUAACUUCGAACAAGACCA